AUGACCGCAGUUGCGAAGAACGGCUCCUCUGAAAAUCAGACCCUUCCCAGAGGACUUCCUAUCGAGCUCUACCAGCAUAUCUUGAGCUACAUAGCACCAGAACACGACAGUACGCUCCACAUUGACAAGGUGUGCCAUGUUGCGAGAUUCGUGCCCUGCCAUUUGCCCAGUCUGACUCUCGGCAGGCCAUUAUCAAGAGACAGUUCCUGAGUGUCGAAAGUCUUCCGCCACCGGCCCCGACGAGAGAGUUCAGGGAUUCUAUAGUCGAUGUAGGCCACUUUCGAAGAUCCUGCAAGAGAUUUGCGGACAUCGGUGCACCGUACAUCUUCACGCAGGUCGCCAUAAGAUUUUCUGAAAAGGGCCUGCAAAGGCUCGAUGAUCUGGCUCGAUGGCGCAAUGUUGCACGUCACGUCAAGAGAUUCAGCUAUCUGGUGCCCUACUUCUUUGAAGGUGGUUUGUGGAUGCCCAGAGAGGAUCUUCCACAUGAACCGGCUGACUGGCUGACACAGGCUUGAAUAACCUGGACGAAAUCAAGGAGGAGCUACGCGAACUCGGCUUGCGUCCGUCCGACCUGGGAAACCUCCGACGAAAGGCUUAUGAGCAGCGGAGCAUUAUUGCAGGCGAGCACGACGUCCAUGUCCUCAAGAGGGCCAUUGCAAGCUUCUCCUCCUUGCAGUUGAUACAGAUCCUACGAGUGUCGGAGAGAGAAGAUGAAAUGGUUCUGCAGUACUUGAGGGGCCAUGCAGAGGCACGCACGACUGUCAACUUGGACUGGACUUCGGCUUGCCGACACGCAUCGCAUACCAUCGGAGUUGCGCUUUUGGCAUCGAACAACGUGCAGCCAAACCGGUUCUCUCUGCCGAUGGCAAGCCCUUCCAGCGCACGCUUCCUCCAGGUGGCAGGUCCAAAUGGAAUAUCGACAUUGGCUGAACGUCUGACUUGUUUGACUCUGCAUUUCGAUGAUGGUGACGAUCUCGACACCAAGAUCAUGGAGCUCUCAGAUCUAUUCAAGACGGUAUUUAGCCGAGCAAAGCGUAUGAAGGCAGUACACAUUGGGUUCCCGUCUCAUCGACCUCUAACUUUGCCACUGGCCAGUGUGUUCCACCACGUUGCCUGGGAUGAUCUCAUUGCAUUCGGAAUACAAGGCUGGGAGCUUGACUCGGAAGAAAUCGUUGAAUUCUUACAGAGACACGCGACGAAGUUGAGGGGCGUACGCUUGCGAGACGUACACCUCAAGGAGGGUAGUCAGUGGAAGGAUGUGCUGUCAUUCUUGAGAGAUGAGAUGCGCCAGCUACUUUGGGUCAGCUUGCGCAGGAUUGGCUACACGGCGUUCUUUCAUUCUCCCGAAUACUCGCAAUACGCCGGAGCGGAAGUACCUCCGCUGGACGGUGAUAGCGAAGAGGACGAGAACGAAGAGGACGAGCAGUACGCCGAUGGACCAAGUACCCACGUCGAUUCCGCCCCGAGCGACGACGAGAUUGAUCACAGCGAGGAUGACUCGGACGAGCAACACGAUUCGGACGAUGAACACGGACCGGAUGCUCACGAGAUGGAAUUCCCCAAUCUGAACUCACCAGACACGCCGGCCUCGGCUCCUUGGUGCAAUUGCGGCGGACCUGGGUAUCUAGACCUGUCGGACGACCUGGCGGAUGACGACGUGCGCAUCGACAAUGCCAAACGCAAGCGGUGGGAGCGCUGGGUCUUGAAGAGAUGUCCGGAGCACGGCGAACGAUGA
This is a messenger RNA of Lecanosticta acicola, 1735 nucleotides long. The record is from the annotation of a GenBank genome assembly. NCBI's taxonomy places the organism in Eukaryota, Fungi, Ascomycota, Dothideomycetes, Mycosphaerellales, Mycosphaerellaceae.